Knipowitschia caucasica is the source of this 906-nucleotide messenger RNA. NCBI's taxonomy places the organism in Eukaryota, Metazoa, Chordata, Actinopteri, Gobiiformes, Gobiidae. The record is from the annotation of a GenBank genome assembly.
AUGGGUCUCCCUCCCUACGACCUCCCGCUCUCCCCCCUCCGAAGACAGCGCUAUAUUUUUGACGUGUCCACCGUCCCCAACAAGGCCGAGGUGCUGGGAGCUGAACUGCGGAUUGUCACCAAAACCAGCGGAAAUUCUCGAAUUUCUGAUUCAGAUCCGGUGGAAAUCCAGUUAUAUUCUUGUCUCGACCAGCAGAUUGUUUACUCCAAGACUUUGGACCUGCAAGAGUCGGGACAUCGGCCAAAAUGGGAGGUCCUAGAUGUUUGGGAAGUCUUUCGUGACUGGCAGAGUUCAAGUCCUGGCAAAGUUUUCUGCUUGGAGCUGGCGGCCAUUUUGGAUAACUCCGAAAAGGAAGUAGAUUUGAACGUUUUGGGAUUGCACCGUCAGGGAAAACCGCAGCAGAAGAAAGCCAUUUUGGUGGUUUUUACGCGCUCGAGAAAGAGGCAGACUUUAUUCAGCGAGCGCAAAGAGGGUCGAGCUUUGAUGGGAAUGAUCCGGAAAGCCAAAGAACGGAACGCCAAACUGAGCAGGAAGCGGCGCACGGCGAGCUCCAAGACUCGCCACGGGAAGCGCCACGGGAAGAAGUCCAAAUCGCGCUGCAGCAAGAAGCCGCUGCACGUGAACUUCCGGGACCUGGGCUGGGACGACUGGAUCAUCGCGCCGCUGGACUACGAGGCGUACCACUGCGAGGGCGUGUGCGACUUCCCGCUCAGAUCGCACCUGGAGCCGACCAAUCACGCGAUCAUACAGACUCUGAUGAACUCCAUGAACCCCAGCCACAUGCCCCCGAGCUGCUGCGCCCCCUACAGGCUGAGCCCCAUCAGCAUCCUCUACAUCGACUCUGGGAACAACGUGGUCUACAAGCAGUAUGAGGACAUGGUGGUGGAGUCCUGUGGCUGCAGAUGA